UUAUCAUGUGUUAAUUAAGUAACAACCAGUUAACACACUGUACUCACGUUAAUCAAAAAUGGAAUUGAAAUUCCUUUUGAUUGUAAUAACAAGUGCGCAUUUAGUUGUUGGCCAAUCGAGGAAACAUUUAAAUCAAGAUGUAAAAUACCAUCCAUUCGAUCAGGAUCUUUACAGGGAUGUUUUGGAUCCAGAAUUAUGUCAACAACAAAUACAAUAUAUAAGAAACAACAGUACAUUGUUACAGGCCCGAUUUCUUGAUGCCGGUCUACGAAUACCACAAGGUAUAUUAUUGGGAAAUCUAAUCCACUUGGGAAGUUACUACCAAUGUUUGAAAAUAAAAGAAAACGUUAAUGAAAUGGACAUUCAAGGGAAAUAUUGUUCAUUGAAAGUAUCACUCGGGGACAUUGAUUUACUGAAAACAAAUAAAGAGGACAUUUCCACCGAACCGUAUCAUUUUAACCUCGAUACUAUUGAAGAUGUUACAAGAAUAAUGAAAAAUGUAAAUCACACACGAAUGCGAAUACUCAAUUCUAGUUUGAAAUUACCGUACAGUCCAGAUUAUGAUGUUAACAGCCGUAUGGGGCCAGGAAAUCCAUUGUCUGAUUUGGAAUUAACUCUAGCGAUAUGUAUACCAGCGCCUUGCACCACUCCUGAAGUUAUAAAUACUAUUAUAGGCAAUUUAACUGAUGUUGGUAUCGAUUACAAGGAAGACUUCUGUCGGCUUCCUAAUGAUAAACUAUGGGCUCCAGUUGAUUACGUCGCUGUGGCUAUAUUUUCAACAAUCGGAUUAUUAACUAUUUUGAGUACGAGCUACGAUAUCUAUUAUUCUAAAGUUCUUGUAAAAGAUAAAAGGACUGUCAAUUCUCUAUACUUCUGUUGUUCAAUGUAUACAAAUACCAGACGCCUUAUAACGUUCAAACCUGUACCUAACUCAUUGGAUUGUAUUGACGGGAUAAGAUCCUUGGCAAUGAUAUGGGUGAUCUUAGGCCACGCAUUUUACGCAAUACCAAUACACGAGAAUCCUCUUGAAGUGUUUCAGUGGUCAAUUUCACCAAACGCGAUUUGGAUGACGGCUGGUCAUAUGACAGUAGAUACGUUCUUCCUUCUCAGUGGCCUCUUACUCGUUUAUUCUACAGCAGGAAAAUUAACCGGAGGAAAACUCAUCCGAACAUUACACAUGUUCUAUUUACACCGAGUCCUGCGCUUGUUUCCUAUACUCGCUGCAAUGGUUCUAUUUGAAGCAUCACUAUUCAACUACGUGUCGGACGGCCCAUUGUGGAUAGGCCCGGCGCAAAAUGUGCUCAGAUGUAGACAAUACUGGUGGUCGACUCUACUGCACAUACAGAACUUUGUGAAUCCUAUUAAUCUUUGCGUUGGAGUAUCUUGGUAUCUAUCUCUUGACAUUCAGUUACAUAUUAUAUCGCCGAUAAUUCUUUAUUGGGUCUUGAGUUCAAGAAAGACAGCCGCGUGGGCGGCGUUGACCUCUGGUUUAAUGGCAUCCCUCAUUUCCGCUACUCUUUACAUCUUCAUGAACGAGUUCCAAUCUGGAAUAAUAUCUCCUAACCGUCCUGGAGAAGGUGAUGAUUACUUUACAUAUUACUAUAUAAAUCUACUAACGCGAGCACCUCCAUUUUUUGUUGGAAUGAUUUUUGGCUAUAUAAUAUCUUCAUGGAAAGACAAGAAACUGACAUCAACAAUGGUGAUCGCAAUGAUGUUUUGGUUCUUCUGCCUAUCUAUGUUCGGUGCUAUAUUUUACAUCCUAUAUAUCAACAUGCAGUUGGAUUGGGACAACCAGACCGCUGACAGUUUUAUCAACUCCUUUGUGAGGCCCUUGUGGGGAGUGGGCUUGGGUUGGAUCAUUUUCGCCUGUGUUAAAGGAUAUGGAGGUCCAAUUAACUGGUUCUUAUCUCUACAUGUAUGGAAACUGCCAGCUCGCUUGUCGUACGCUAUGUACAUUAUUCACUUUUCAGUUAUGGUGGCAUAUUACAAUUCUAGAUUAGCUCCAGUAUAUUUCACAGUAUCAAGUACGAUGUUCAACUUUUUCGGAUUCUUCUUCCUUACAUUUAUAUUGGCAUUCCUGGCUACAGUAAUCAUUGACGCUCCAUUCGGAAUCCUCGUCAAAACUUUUCUAAGUCCAGGCUCCAAGGCUGUGAAAACUGUAGAUAAAAAGGAUUUGGAUAAAGAAACUAUAUCAUCGGCACCGGAUAGAAAGACUGUUGCUGCUAAUCCUACGUUUGUACCUGAAGGAGAUAAAGUUUUGUCAUAGAGAUAUUAAGAGUAAUUAUUUUUUUGUGCAGUGUUUUUUUAGUGUGAAAAGACUAAAUUCUGUAUCAUAUUUAGGUUUAAAUAGUAUAGAGUUUUCUGUGUACAUUUAGUUAUAUUAAUUUUAAGAAUAUUGUUAUAAAAAGAAAGAUCUUACGUCAUUUUAAAAAU
This is a messenger RNA of Papilio polytes (common Mormon), 2433 nucleotides long. RefSeq names its product nose resistant to fluoxetine protein 6-like. The record is from RefSeq and is a predicted model, not a curated record. The transcript is spliced from 13 exons. NCBI's taxonomy places the organism in Eukaryota, Metazoa, Arthropoda, Insecta, Lepidoptera, Papilionidae. Bases 59 to 2266 code for a protein of 735 amino acids. Gene Ontology annotation, molecular function: acyltransferase activity, transferring groups other than amino-acyl groups.